This is a messenger RNA of Amyelois transitella, 880 nucleotides long. RefSeq names its product cuticle protein 16.5. Lineage: Eukaryota; Metazoa; Arthropoda; Insecta; Lepidoptera; Pyralidae. The coding region runs from base 11 to 847 and encodes 278 amino acids. The transcript is spliced from 2 exons. The record is from RefSeq and is a predicted model, not a curated record.
UAGCAUCAACAUGUACGCUAAGCUGAUCGUCGCUCUGUGCGCUGUGGGCGUAGCCCGCGCUGGUGGUCUCCUGGGAGCCGCUCCCCUGGCCUACAGCAGCCACGCCAUCGCCGCGCCCGCCGUCAUCACCAAGACCAUCUCCCCCGCCGUCUCCUCAGUUUCCUCCUACUCCACCCACACCGCGCACGGCUCCCCCGUGGCCUACGCCGCCGCUCCCGUCUACGCCAAGACUUACGCCGCUCCCGCUGUGACAGCCUACGCCGCUCCCGCCGUCGCCGCAUACUCCGCGCCCGUCGUGACCAAGACCAUCGCUCCCGCGGUGUCUUCUUACUCUUCCUACUCGACCACCACCGCUCACGGCUCUCCCGUCGCCACCUACGCCGCCGCUCCCGUCGUAGCUAAGACCUACGCCGCUCCCGCCGUAGCUGCCUACGCCGCGCCCGCUGUGGCUGCGUACUCCGCUCCCGCUGUUGCCGCGUACUCCGCUCCCGCUGUUGCCGCGUACUCCGCUCCCGCUGUUGCCGCGUACUCCGCUCCCGCUGUAGCCGCGUACUCUGCCCCAGUGGUGACCAAGACCAUUGCCCCCGCCGUUUCUUCCGUCUCCUCUUACUCUUCCCACACCUCCCACGGAUCCCCCGUCGCGUACGCCGCUGCUCCCGUAGCUGCCUACUCCGCUGCUCCAGUGGUAGCUAAGACCAUCUCUACUUACGCUGCUCCCGCGUACACCAGCUACUCUGCCCCCGUUGCGACAUACGCCGCGGCUGCCCCCGUGCUGAAAUCGGCUGUUGCGUACUCUGCUGCACCCGCCAUCGCUUACGGCGCUCACGGUGCCAACUAUGGUUGGUAAACUGAAUCCGAUAUUUAGGUAACAAAUUGUAAA